This is a messenger RNA of Coregonus clupeaformis (lake whitefish), 702 nucleotides long. RefSeq names its product protein OSCP1-like. The record is from RefSeq and is a predicted model, not a curated record. Lineage: Eukaryota; Metazoa; Chordata; Actinopteri; Salmoniformes; Salmonidae. Gene Ontology annotation, cellular component: cytoplasm; plasma membrane. The transcript has 3 exons. Gene Ontology annotation, biological process: transport. The coding region runs from base 355 to 702 and encodes 115 amino acids.
UCCCUCUCCCCAUGUAUCCUAGCUGUAGCCUAUAUCCUGUACUACUGUAUUAUUAGUCAGUGUAGCCUAGGUCCAAUACAUUAGUGAAAGAUGUGACUGGUUCAGAAAGCUUGUCAUACAAGACAGCACUGCAAUUAUAUGAUGUUCAACAAUCUUAUAUAUUGGACAUGCGUUGAAUUUAUAAAAUUAAUUAUUGCUGUGUCACAUUUGCUCAAUUUUAGAUUCCUUUCUGUACCUCCAUUUUAUCACCUUUUUUUAAUCACCUAAAAUGCAUUCAUAACCAAAUAGUUUAACUUUUUUUUUAUUUUUUUUUUAUCCUUCAUAAAUUAACUGUGUUUCUGUCUCUGUCCUAUCAUGUCUAUAGUUAUGAAUGACAUUGUUGCCACCAUGUUCAAUAAGGCCUUUAUGGAGGAACUGCUGAAGCCUCAGGACCUCUACAGUCAUGGGGCUCUGAGAAGAGUGCUAACACGACUAGCCCAUGCCUCCAUCAUGAGGCUCAACCCCGCCAGCAUGGAUAGGCUUUAUGAAUUGAUGGUGAUGGCUUUCAAAUACCAACUCCUGCUAUGUCCACGUCCCAGAGACCUGCUGAUUAUUUCAUACAAUCACAUAGACACCAUCCGGGAGUUUGUGAGAGACACCCCCAGUGUUCUCAACCAAGUGGACGAGACACACCGAAAGAUCAUUGAGACGAUAACCAUCUGA